Exaiptasia diaphana is the source of this 1494-nucleotide messenger RNA. Its product is annotated as pre-intermoult gene 1 protein-like. The transcript has a single exon. NCBI's taxonomy places the organism in Eukaryota, Metazoa, Cnidaria, Anthozoa, Actiniaria, Aiptasiidae. The coding region runs from base 371 to 1132 and encodes 253 amino acids. The record is from RefSeq and is a predicted model, not a curated record.
AAUAUGGCGAAUUUCUUUUGUUUUCUCUAAAAACUGCUCCCACAAUACAUUGARAAUCAAGAAGUGACGUAAAAGGCUCAAAAGUAUAUUCUUGGUUUUCAGGUUACGUCUUGGAGGAACUUUAACAAAGGAUUUCUCAUUAGUGUCUAUUGUUUAUUCCUCCAACAUGGCCGUCAGUCUUUUAUCUUUUGAAUCUAAUGGGAAUGGGUGAAAACYAUCAAUUAGAACGUCACGCGCGCUUGUUAUAAAAUAAAACUACGUCAUAAUGSUAAUCACUUUGCUAAUUACAGUCUAAYGACACAGAUUAGCAAUCCCCGGAAAAACGUACUAAAACUCUUAGAACGAUUUUUUCAAGCAAAUUUGCGCAAAAAUGUCACACCUACAAAAUCAGAAAUCAARCGAUGACGGWCCAUCAAACGCAAGGAGACGAAAAACUUCCCGUAGCGGUGGAUCCUCCGGCGAGGAUGCAGACACCUUCRAACCGUCUCGCUUUACUUCUGGCGGAAGUAAAAAAACUAUCGCUGCCAAGAAACCCAAGCCACGACAAAGUUCGGAUAAAAAUGGACACUCCAGCUCGUCCAGCGAAACAUCGGGUGACAGCGACGUCGAACAGGAUGCAAGACGCAGGUCAAAAAUACCUGUUCGUAAGAAAAAUCCACGCGGCAGUAAUGGCAACACAGAUGACGGCUCAAGCUCGUCAAAGUCUUCUGUCGCAAGCGACUCGUCAAGCGACUCGUCAAGCGACGGCGAAGGAAAAAAGCGAAAAUCAAAAAUUCCCGUCCUCAAAAAGGCAAAGCCCCUUGGCGAGCAAAAUUCGUCUAGUGAUGACGAACCACAUGCUUCUGUUGGCAAGAUGUCUGACGACAAUGACGGAAAGAUACCCGAAACUUCAGUCAACAAGCCACAAGCCAACAGCAAAGCAGACAACUCGGACAGCRAGUGUUCRAUAAAUUGCGGAGUUAACCUCACAAAUSACAGCAAAACGGGUCACUUCGAAUAUGAAUCGAGUUUCGARGAAGAUUCUUGGGACGAAUCGGAUUCCACUYCAGAAACUCCAGAUAACAAAYCUCAGAGUUCAUCAGUAUCAGCGAAUGAACAGAAYGCAGGAUUUGGCGCAGGUCACGCACCGUAAGUAUAUAUAUUUUGUUAGGUCAUUAUUUGAUAUAGAAAAKAWAAGUUUGGUASGAURUGGAUGAGAAAUAAUWAUAAUAAUAAYAACAACAACAACMAAAAGCAGAAGAUGAAGAACAAGACGACGACGAAGAAAAACAAGAAAAAGAAGAAAAAUUACUAAUUAGAAGAAUACAAAAUGUAUAUUUCUCCCUCCCCUAGAUACCCAAAAACUCUAAACAAUUACCAUACCAGAUCCCAUGAUAUCCCAAAAUGCAAUAAAACAUAUUUAAAUUGUGUGCAGUAUUCUUUAUUAAAUGUUUCUUAGCGAGGAAAAAGAAUAAUGAAUAUAGGAUUAAGGUAUAGGAACAAGAUAAGACAAAA